Molecule: messenger RNA, 222 nt
Organism: Morchella importuna
Lineage: Eukaryota; Fungi; Ascomycota; Pezizomycetes; Pezizales; Morchellaceae
Exons: 2
Coding region: 1-222 (73 amino acids)
Source: RefSeq, a predicted model, not a curated record
AUGUGGUUGUGUUGGAUGAGGGAGAGAGAAAAGACGGGUGAGAGAGCUUCCGAGAAUACCCCAUAUCUAGUAAACGGCAGGGCAGUUCCGUCCAUCUACCGCUCGCUUCAGGGAACGAUACCGGGGUUGUUGAGCAUUGGGUUGACAUGUAGAGUCAUUGCGGUGAAGCUUUACUCAACGAUACCCCACACCUGCCUAGCCACAAGGGAUGCUGCACUCUGA